AUGAUCAUUCGUGUGCUGACAUUGAUGAUUAACGGGACUGAGACAGACGUGUCCGGUCGAAUUAUAUCCCUCGAGGAUCCCUUGGAAGCUGCCUUUACGGAGCUAAUGGGCAUCGCGAUCCUGAAGAUUCAUCGCAUGUCUUUGAUCGAUGCCUCCGUUGUCGAGAGUGCGCGGAAGGCUGUUGCGGCGGUCCAGGAUUGGUUUGACGAUGGGUAUAUGCCGGACGGUCCGAAGAAGGAAAAUUGA
Messenger RNA from Penicillium subrubescens, 246 nucleotides. RefSeq lists its product as uncharacterized. Lineage: Eukaryota; Fungi; Ascomycota; Eurotiomycetes; Eurotiales; Aspergillaceae. The transcript is spliced from 2 exons. The record is from RefSeq and is a predicted model, not a curated record. Bases 1 to 246 code for a protein of 81 amino acids.